AUGUACGCAAAUGCCUGUGAUUCGAUGUUAUGGGUCAUCACCCUCAGGUCCCCGGAAUAUGGCCAACGCAUUUCCCUCCAACGGCAGUCUAGUACAGACGUGGAAGUCGACAUUUCAGCUUGUGAUAUAUUGAAUCGUCUUGAAGUUGCCGAAGAUGAAGCUGCCUUUAAUCCGGGAUUGAGUUUCUUGUGGGCAGAAGAACGUGCUCGUCGCGAAGCUUUGCGAAAUUCUGGGUUGAUAAGUGAGGAAGAUCAGGUGGUACCCACUGCAGAUGUCCUUCUCCCACUGUCAGGUACGCCUCUUAAACUCUUCUGUCGACUUGGAAUCCGUUUUACCAGCCGGCCAAAUGCUAUCCCAGUGGACAAUGAAUUGGAUCAGAUUGAACAAUUUGCGCGUCUUGUCGAGGAGAGGUGCUCGAAUCUGGCAGAUGGCAGCGUUCAGGAGAAGUCAAUUGUCGACAGCGGAAGCAGUCAACACUCAACGUGUCUCUCCCAGCGAGCGUUGGAUGAACUGUGCGAUUUGGCGAUGCUUUCGGAGGAGUCGGACGCCUGGCUUACUUCUUCCAUCGUCAGUACGCCGACGUCUUCACUUCGCAGCUUCCUCCAUGCCAGUCCAGCGUCGUCAUCGUACAAGGACGGCGAAGUUUUGGACAUGAACAAUGUGUCUCCAUCUAUGUCCCCUGUGAGCCAAUCGAAAUCUUCUCAAUUUGAAAACGACGCCCAGACGGACGCAGAAAUGACCUUGGUGGCCAGUGCAAGGGCGUCUGUUUCGGCUUACAAGAGUGUCCUCUGUAAUAAUGACGAUGAUGAUGGGAAGGAAGAUUCUCUCGAAGAAGAAAGGGAUGAUGAAAAUCUCUUCAUGAAUUUGUCAAUGUCUGCCUUCGAUUCCACAAUGGUUUCGGAGCAGUUCGUUGAAGGUGAACAGAGCGACAACGAGGAUCUUUUCCCCUCCUUUCUCGACGACCUGACUGAACUGCCCGACGAAGUAGCGCCGUCAACAUCCACUCCAAGCCGUCUCCCUCAAACGGACGGUGGAAAUGACACGAAGAAUGCCCCGUCCCCUCAACAAGGUCGUCAUCAGCGUCGCAGACGGUCUUUGAGACUGCGCCUGACGGCGAGUUACCUGGCUUCUCCUGAAGGUCUCGACCCACCCUCGGUAGAUGGGCUGGGCGAACAGAGCCCCGUCAGCAGUCGGCUUCGUGAUUCUGCAAAUCGCCUUAGACCUAAACAAACGACAGAUAGUGAACCGCAGACAUCUCCCAACGCAGCGUUUCUCUCGAGUACUCCAUCUGCUGCACAUCACGGACUCAAAGAGUGCUUCGUGGAUCUUUCAAAAGCUUCGCCCGACGUGGUUUCUUCACCGAAUAUGUUCGAUUCGGUGCAACCUGUGACUCCGCUGCGCAAAACAGUUCCUCACUCUCGUGAACCGCUGAAACAUUCACCAUUGCCACCGUUUCAGGAGGAAGACGAUUUCCUGUUCGACCCAUGGGAAGACUGGGAUCCCACGAUCCAGCGGUUUCCACCCGACGCAACUCAGGUGUCCGACGUAAUGGACAGUUCUCAGCGCCCCUUUGAGCACCAUCCGGAACCCAUUGAGCCGCUUUCCUGUAGUCUAGGCGAACCAGAUUUCGCUUUGCAUUCCUCCGUUUACAUGACGUACUGUGGCAUGGAACCCCCCUCCUACGAAGAUGUUGAAGCUGAAUUGCUGAGGAAGAAACAGAGGCUGUGCAAAACUGCAGUGAGAAUGAGUUAUCCCUCCACGUUUGCGGAGAGCGAGGUGGCAGAGGAAGCGGUGAGUCAGGAAGCGAAGUCGAUCAAUAAGAGUUUGAGGGCAGAAAUCGACUUGUCCACUUCCUUGAGCGGACUCUGGUCCCAGGAGCAACACAAGCGGCGCGAAUCGCUCUCCGCUACCUCAACCAAACUCUCCGCGUCAUCUCUCUCUAUCAGCAGACGAGUUUACCUGCCUGUUCAGGAGAACCAUUUUUGUGUUGCCUCGCUUGAACUUCUCGUUCGCACGCGUCGCGCACACAUCGGUUCCUCAUCAAGCACCGCUGAAGCACCCAGGCCGUUGCCUAGACGAUAUAGGGGUGUUUCUCGCACCGACGGGCCCGCAAUAUCGAUCUCGCGCUUAGGCGGAUUCUACUUUCCCAAUGCUCAGUUAGACCCAAUUGAGUCGGCCUGUGUAUCCUUCGGCGGCAGGUCAUCUGUCAGCUUUCUUCUUGUAGUUUGCAGCCCGUCGGGGAAACCUUUGCUUCGACCACUGCCAAAAAAGUGUCGGGCUGUUGUAAUUCGUUGCGAAAACGAGCUUGAAUUUCUAAACUGGACGGUAUUUCUAGUGCAAAGUUUCGAUCCCGACUUGCUGGUGGGUUUCGAUGUGGAACGGAGGUCCUGGGGCUACGCUGUCGAGCGCGCGGCGAAGAUAGGACGAGUUGGAUUCACGAGAGAUAUUUCCCGUCUUGCGCCCGAACGACUUCAGUGUCCGUCGUGUCGAGCGAACAUCGACUUCUGCGCCUCACUGACCGCCUCGGAUCACGGUAGAGUGUACGUCGCCGGCGAAAUCGCCUCGGCGCUGUCCUGCUCCUGCUCUGCCGGCGGUUCCCUAGCGAGACGCAGAUCUGAUUGGCCGUGCGAACCCGGCGCCGGUCGUUCGGGCGGGCCGUUUUCGUGUCCUGGACGCGUCGUUCUUUGUCUCUGGCGAGUCCUUCAGCACGAGCUCAGUCUACACGAGUACUCCUUCGAGACGGUGGCUCUACACGUGCUCAAGGAACGUGUGCCUCGCUUCACCGACGGUCAACUCACCGCGUGGAUGGAGGACACGAACACAGCAGCCAGGUGGCUAGCCAUGGGGUACUGGAUGCGCCGUGCAGAGGCCAAUUUGCGGAUUCUCGAGCGUCUGGACUUUGUUGGACGCACCAGCGAGUUCGCGCGUGUAUUCGGCAUCGAGUUCUUCCACGUGCUGUCGCGCGGUUCACAGUACCGAGUGGAGUCGCUGUUGGUGCGGAUGGCGCGCCGUCUCAACUUCCUGCUGCCCUCGCCGAGCGUGGUGCAGCGAGCGCGCCAGCGGGCGCCCGAAACGAUUCCCCUCACCCUCGAACCUCGGAGCGGCCUCCACGCCGAGGCGCCUGUCGUGGUGCUCGACUUCCAGUCCCUUUACCCUUCGGUCGCCAUCGCCUACAACUACUGCUUCUCUACGGCCGUCGGAAGGCUCUCCAACCUCGUGUCGCACGGGUCCGAUGAACCAUUCGACUUUGGAUGCCUUUAUCAUUCAAUUUCAACAGAAACUCUCAAGGCAUUGGUUGAUCACGUGACAGUGUCUCCCAACGGUGUUGUCUUUGUCCGACCCGAAAUCUACCCUGGGAUUCUGCCUCGACUUUGGCGCAGUCUUCUCUCCUCGCGUCUCAUGGUGAAAGACUCACUCAAACUCUACUCUCACCAUCUUGAGUCAUUGAAGCACCUACUGGAUGCUCGUCAAUUGGGGCUGAAAUUGAUCGCCAACGUCAUGUACGGCUACACAGCCGCAAGUUUUUCCGGCCGAAUGCCCUGCGUUGAGGUUGGCGACAGCAUCGUCCACAAAGGCCGCGAGACCCUGGAACGCGCAAUCCAACUGGUCGAAGGUGGUGAAGCCAUCAACGCUCCGUGGGCCGGCUCUCGGGUCAUCUACGGAGACACUGACAGUCUAUUCGUCAAACUACCACCUGUUGGCAAAGAUGACGCCUUUCAACUCGGCCGUCUCAUCGCAGACGCGGUGACACACGACAAUCCUGCACCGAUCAAGUUAAAGUUAGAAAAGGUCUACUACCCGUGUCUGCUUCUGGCGAAGAAGCGCUACGUCGGAUAUGCCUACGAGUCUGCAGCCCAAUCUGAGCCAAUUUUCGAUGCAAAGGGAAUCGAAACAGUUCGCCGUGACCACGCACCCUUUGUGGGAGAGGUUCUUGAAUCAAUCAUUCGUCAAAUCUUCGACGCUUUCAAUUGGGACACUAGUCCUCCGGACAUGCCGCUUCUCGAGUCUGGCAUUCGAGAGAGCGUUCGUAAGUUCGUGGCAGAACUGAGUGUUGGCAAGGUGGCAUUCUCUCGGUGCCUCAUGGCUCGCCCCUAUCGUGGUCAGACCGGCUACCGACCGGGCGCCUGUGCUCCCGCGCUGCAAAUCGCCAGGCGUCUCAUGUCAGUUGACGUUGGUCGCGAGCCUGCUGUCGGUGAACGCGUGACCUACUACGUGACUCCCCCGCCCAGCCCCAACUCCCCCCUGAUUGGUUGUGUGAAGGCUGCUGAGGAAGCAUGGUUAUCAGCUGCCAAUCGGAUGCCGUUGCUCAAUCUCGCCUUCUACAUUGACCACCAGCUGCUGCCCCCGCUGCAGAGGGUCUGCGAACUGCUUGGCUGGAACGUGGAGAACUGGCUGCGCGACAUGCCUCGACGUCUCGUCCGCAUCAAAUCGAACGCGAUGACCUCAUCACAGGAUGUCCUGUCUCAAUCUCUGCGCGGUUGUCGACGACCAUCGACAAUUAUGCGGGAUUUCCUCAAACCCGCUGCUCAUCGACCCCACCUCUGCCUCUGUUGUGGAGACGCCCCGAUCCAGAACGGACAGUUAAUCUGCUGUGAUGCCUGUCUUGUGGAAGAUCCGAUGGCGCCUACAAAGCUGCUCGUACGAAAUGGUGUUGAGGUAUUGAAUGCAAAGCGCCUACCCUUGUAG
Molecule: messenger RNA, 4686 nt
Organism: Mesocestoides corti
Lineage: Eukaryota; Metazoa; Platyhelminthes; Cestoda; Cyclophyllidea; Mesocestoididae
Source: the annotation of a GenBank genome assembly